CAUCAUUAUUAAACGUAGCAUUCGCAUAUUCAGCUUUAUUUUUUUCCCUUGGACUCAGACUUCGUCGCAGCCUUUGCUCGUGUGGAGAUCAUGCGACAGAAGGAAAAAGAAAAAAAGAAAAAACCAAAAAAUGCUCUUGGGCUGCCGCAAAAGAUAUUCUGCUCAUCCAUUCAAUGAUUUCCUUUCAUUCUUUAUAUUUUACUCGUCUCUCUUUUUUUAUUCCUUACUCUCUCCCUUUCCUUUUCCUCCACACUCCACCCCCGUUACGUCUUUUUUUAUUUUAUUUUAUUUUUCAUUGUUAUUGUUACUAUUCUGAAUGACCAUUUGCUAAAGACUCCGUUUUAACCAAGAUAAUUAUAAAGAAAAGAAAAGAAAAGAACAUAAAAAAAAAAAAAAUCAAUUUCUAUACACGUCUAUCCUCUCUUUCCACCUCUCUUUUUUUAUAUAUUUUUCUGAAUCACACAACCAUGGGAGGAAUCAUCUCAAGG
Lobosporangium transversale is the source of this 488-nucleotide messenger RNA. RefSeq lists its product as hypothetical. Lineage: Eukaryota; Fungi; Mortierellomycota; Mortierellomycetes; Mortierellales; Mortierellaceae. The record is from RefSeq and is a predicted model, not a curated record. The coding region runs from base 131 to 316 and encodes 61 amino acids. The transcript has a single exon.